This is a messenger RNA of Symbiodinium sp. CCMP2456, 1191 nucleotides long. The record is from the annotation of a GenBank genome assembly. Lineage: Eukaryota; Dinophyceae; Suessiales; Symbiodiniaceae.
AUGGUGCUCAUCGAAGAGGUCGCGGCAACCCCAGAUCGUGCGAAACGUGACAGCGGGAGUCCUCUCGUUGUGAAGACGUUUCCAGCCAACAGCCGAUCGAGGAUGAGUGCCGACCCGAGCUUGAGUGUUGCGGAUAUAUAUAAUGCUUUCAAAACGUAUGUGAAGGAGUGCUGCAACGAUGAUGGGGCAGGGCUACUGAAAGCACUGACGGCACCUACAGGGACCUCCUGGAAAUCCUCGACACCGGUGCACUGGAUUGUGAAGCUAGAGCCGCUUCUGAGCGAGCUUCUGGCAAAGGUUCCAUCCGGUGUUUUGACAAGCAGGAAAAGCAAGGAAGCUUUUCGUCGUUUGCACGACGACUACCCUAUGCUGAAGAAUGUGAAGAAGCAUGAUCAUGAACAGCAGCUGCUUGUGUCGGACACGGUGGACACCCUGGACGACUCGCUCCGAAUGGUUUUGGCACAUAUUCGGGAUUUGAAGCUGUCAAAGACAUCCUUGGAGAGAGUUGCCAAAAAGGCCAAGACCGAGGAGCUGCGAGUGAUCCACAAGCUCUUGGACCAGAUCGCCCUGACUUCGGCCGAGAACCGAAUCCGCCAGAACAGCUUUGGAUCGGAGACGUCUGCAAGCAGCAAGAGGGGGAUGAUGGGUGGCCAGACUGCUCCAAGCAGGACAAGCCCGAAGAAGGCCAAGAUCGAUGAUGCUAUGAUUGGUGGACUUGCCAGCAGCAGCGACAACAGGGUGGAUCCGGCCGAGGUUUUUUCGAGGGUUCUUCAGAGGAAGAAUGCCUUCCUCGCGGCAGAGGAUGAGAGGCCGGCGGCUUCUUUUGGAGAUGAUGAUGAGCCCUUGCUCCAGAAAGUGCUCCUGAAUGCUGUGGAGCACUCGGAGAACGAGGAGGGCGAUGAUUAUAUGGAGGGGCAGGAAGAAGAAGAUGUGGAGGAGGAAGCUCCUUCGCAUGACGAUGGUGAUGAUGACGAUGAUCGGGCUUUGGCCAACGAGGCGAAAACGAGUGCCCCUGCGAACUGCAGUGGCUACACCUUGCGAAAGAAGUUGAAUACCGCUAGGAAAAAACUGAAGAACAAGAGCGAGAAGAAUGACAAGAAGAAGACCCCGCCGGCUGCAACAGCUUUUCAGUUGAGGCGAAUCCGUGAACAGCAGAAGAAAAAGGCUGGAAAAAAAGCUGAUGAUGAUGAG